UACCAAUGCCAGUUGAAGGUCAAGCCGGUUGUGGUGUGAACUCAAGUAGAGAGCAAACUCAAGAUAAAGAUGCAAGUGAUCAAGGUAUAAUAACUGAGUUCAAUCCAGAACAUGUCAUCUAUGAGAAAGUGAAGUAUGAAACUCGUUUAGAUACGGCCGUGAGUAUUGUGAGUUAUAUUGCAUUGCAAGGUGAACCAUUUCGUGGACAUGAUGAAUCAGAAACUUCUUUGAACAAAGGCAAUUUUCUGGAAUUUCUUGAUUGGUACAAACUAAGAAAUGAGGAAGUGAGGCAAGCUUAUAUAGGUUGUCCUAAAAAUGCAAAAAUGACUUCUGGCACAAUUCAAAAAGAAAUUGCAGAGUGUUGUGCUGAAGCAGUUACCAAAGUAAUAAAGGAAGAGAUGGACGGUUGUCUAUUCUCUAUUCUUGUUGAUGAAUCUCGUGAUAUAUCAGUCAAAGAGCAAAUGGCCAUCGUUGUAAGGUAUGUGAACAAAAAAGGCAAAGUGAUUGAAAGAUUUUUGGGAAUCAAGCAUGUCAAGGAAACUACAUCAGAAGCAUUCAAGAUUGCUGUGGUACAAGUUCUUAGUGCCCAUGGUUUAACUAUUGUACAAUUAAGAGGGCAAGGGUAUGAUGGGGCUUCUAACAUGAGAGGUGAAUUCAAUGGUGUUCAGAAACUAAUCCGUGAUGAGAACCCGUAUACUUUCUAUAUCCAUUGUUUUGCUCACCAAUUGCAGCUCGUUGUGGUUUCGGUCUCCAGAUGUUGUUCAUCCAUGGAAGAUUUUUUUUGACUAUGUCAACAUGAUUGUGAACAGCACUAGUGCAUCUUGUAAGAGGAAGGAUUUGUUGCUUGAUAAUCAUCGUACACAGCUUUUGGGUAGGUUGGAGAGUGGAGAAAUUUCCUCUGGUAGAGGACAGCAUCAAGAAACAUCAUUGGCUAGGCCUGGAGAUACAAGAUGGGGAUCUCACUAUAAGACUUUACUUCGUAUUGAAACAAUGUGGGAUUCAAUAAUAGAAGUUCUGUCAGUCAAACAUGAUGAUCAACGUAAUCCAUCAAGGGCGGGCGGUUUGGUGCAUACCAUUGAGUCUUUUAGCUUUGUCUUUAUCAUGAAGAUGAUGUUGCAAAUCCUUCGCAUAACAAGUGACCUAUCUUCUCUCUUACAAAAGAAGGAUCAAAAUAUUGUUGAGGCUAUGUCUUUGGUCAUUGAUGU
Panicum virgatum (switchgrass) is the source of this 1205-nucleotide messenger RNA. Its product is annotated as zinc finger MYM-type protein 1-like. NCBI's taxonomy places the organism in Eukaryota, Viridiplantae, Streptophyta, Magnoliopsida, Poales, Poaceae. The transcript is spliced from 3 exons. The coding region runs from base 6 to 785 and encodes 259 amino acids. The record is from RefSeq and is a predicted model, not a curated record.